This is a messenger RNA of Fomitopsis serialis, 1482 nucleotides long. Its product is annotated as Nucleotidylyl transferase. Gene Ontology annotation, biological process: coenzyme A biosynthetic process. Bases 248 to 1291 code for a protein of 347 amino acids. The transcript has 4 exons. Lineage: Eukaryota; Fungi; Basidiomycota; Agaricomycetes; Polyporales; Fomitopsidaceae. The record is from RefSeq and is a predicted model, not a curated record. Gene Ontology annotation, molecular function: dephospho-CoA kinase activity.
CCGCGACCGCCAGUGACUGCAGCUGCAAGGUGCAGCGCGACUCGGAUGUCUGCAUGAGUGCGAAGUCUGGAUGGGCUUCGGUUGCUGGAGUUCCUCACAGAAAUCGUCUUCGGCCGUGCUCAGUGCUCAGAUCACUCAUCAGCCCAUAGAAUGUCGUGCUUGCGCGCCCUCCCCACAACGACCGCAUGAGGAAACCCUGUCCGACAACUUGCCUUGAGCCUACUACCCUGUUGGAUCAUACGUCACGAUGAGCGAUCAACCAGAGCUCGACACUGUUCGCCGGGCAGCAUUGGUCGCCAGAGUCUAUGACCUGCGCCAACCCCCGACCUUUCUCUCCGCACCCAUAUCUGCCGUCGCGCGUCAUACCACAGACAACCUGCGCAUCAUCCUCUUCUCACCUCUCUUCGACCAGGAGAAUGACUUUCCUACCAGCGGGCGUGAGGCGGAUGCCGAGGAGCAGGCGAAGCACAAGUUCCCGCCGAGCGGGCACUGGGACGACGUUCAGAGAUUGUUGACAUACGUCUACGUCCAGGCGACCAGGGUCGCGCAGGAGAUGAACAGAGUGCUACUAGAUGUCGAUGUACUUCUCAAGGCUCCCCACGAGCCAUUCGACUCGGAGCUCAUCCGGGAUGCAGAGCGCACGUAUCGCGUCUCCCCACUACCUGGGGAGGGCGACGACCGGCCAGACAUUCUGGUUCUGCAGCCCGACCGUCACCCACACAUUCCUCAACACCCGGUCAUAGCCCCUCCCUCAGAGCCAACGCUGCCUCCGCUCUUCCCAGUAGCGGCGCUAGGCGGGACCUUCGACCACCUACACGCGGGCCACAAGAUCCUCCUCAGCAUGGGGGCCUGGAUCGCCCGCGACAAGCUCAUCGUCGGCGUAACAGACGACACGCUCCUGAAGAACAAAUCGUUCAAGGACGUCCUGGAGUCUAUCGCCGUACGCACAGCGCGCGUCCGCGGCUUCCUCGAGCUCUUCAAGCCCGGGCUCUACUACGACGUCGUCGCCAUCUCCGACGUCUACGGGCCGACCGCAUGGGACCCGAACAUCCAAGCUCUCGUCGUGAGCAAGGAGACCCUGCCGGGUGCCGCCUCCAUCCACAAGCUCCGCAAGGAGAAGGACCUUUCCCCACUGAGCACCUUCGUGAUCGACGUGAUCUCAGCCUCGGAGGCAAGCCUCGACGACCGGGACGCGGAAGCACUCAAGAACACCAAGAUGAGCAGCACCUUCAUCCGGCAGUGGAUCGUCCAGACCAGGGGCAGAUCGCCAGAAGCACCGGGCUCGUCUUAGCCCAGGAUGAGCCCCGCUAGCGGGUCCCGGUCAGGGCGGAAUCGAGAUCCCAGGGCCUCUGGAUCUGUUCACGUACGUAACGAGCCUCAUCCCACCAGAAGGACAAUCGGGACGGAAGCAGAAGUAGAGUGGCAAUGUAUCAAUUAGGGUAUCCCAGGUGUCAAUGUAUCUCCGUAAGUACAAUGAAUUAC